Volvox carteri f. nagariensis is the source of this 617-nucleotide messenger RNA. RefSeq lists its product as uncharacterized. The annotation marks the transcript as partial. The transcript has 4 exons. NCBI's taxonomy places the organism in Eukaryota, Viridiplantae, Chlorophyta, Chlorophyceae, Chlamydomonadales, Volvocaceae. The record is from RefSeq and is a predicted model, not a curated record. Gene Ontology annotation, biological process: mitotic DNA replication checkpoint signaling; mitotic G2 DNA damage checkpoint signaling; DNA replication initiation.
AUGGGGUGUCUACAUGGAGUUGGCAUAGUGUUCGGAAACACAGCACCCCACAAUACUCAGAACCUGACGGAGACUGCUUCAGCCCUUGGAGCAACAAUCUUAACCGCGCUUGAAGCCUCAAAAGCGACUUACUUGGUAGCCGGUAAUGUGCUUCGACUACCUGAUGGAAGUGACCCAUACAUCACUUCAAUCCAGGCCAAUCCCAAGUUAAUCGUGGUGUCGACAGAAUGGCUGUCAGCCUGCCAGGCCGAGGAGUGGAAGGUGCCUGCCAGCUCGUACCUCUUAUCGCCCUUCAGCGGCAUCAAGGUCAGCAUCACCAACUUUGGUGCCAGGGAACGCGACGCGGUGGUGCUCCAGCUGAAGCAGGGAAAGGCCAAUUACUCCCCGGAGCUCUUCCGCCAUACUACUCACCUCGUGGGUAACAGGCCUGGAGGUAACAAGUACACGCACGCGCGGGAAUGGGGCCUGUUCAUUGUGCACCACGAUUGGGUGCUUGACUGCCUCAAAGUGGGUCACCGGCUGGACGAGCGGUCCUACAACAUCGACACGUACACCCCAAGGGUUACAAGCGCAGCACCCCUGGCCUCGGGCGGAGACCACCAAAGGCAUCCAAGCAG